AUGACGAACAGGAACCCAAUUCGUCUGCCGCCUCUGCGCGUGCUGCGCGUGCGCAACCCAAACUUCCGCGAGUCCAACCCCUGCGUCACUGUCAUGUCCUCUGUCCUGGCAUGCUGGGCCUCUGCCGGUCACCACGGGCGCGGCUGCACAACCGUCGAACAAGCCCUGCGCGCGUGCAUGGAUGCCCCGCCACCACCACCCAAGAAGAACAGCACGAUCAACUACCAUCUUAACCGUUUCUCGAAGCGGCUGAUUGCCCAGGCGAGGAAGAAGUGA
Molecule: messenger RNA, 276 nt
Organism: Dichotomopilus funicola
Lineage: Eukaryota; Fungi; Ascomycota; Sordariomycetes; Sordariales; Chaetomiaceae
Exons: 2
Coding region: 1-276 (91 amino acids)
Biological process (GO): mitochondrial translation
Cellular component (GO): mitochondrial small ribosomal subunit
Molecular function (GO): structural constituent of ribosome
Source: RefSeq, a predicted model, not a curated record